Messenger RNA from Chironomus riparius, 6504 nucleotides. NCBI's taxonomy places the organism in Eukaryota, Metazoa, Arthropoda, Insecta, Diptera, Chironomidae. The record is from the annotation of a GenBank genome assembly.
AUGAUUCAAGAUAAGGAACAUAUUGUGAUUGAAAAUGAAAGCAGUUCCAGUGAAUCUGAUGCAGAAUAUCCACGCCAAUCAACAUUAAGCAUUUUAUCAUCAUCGGAUGACAUUAUUAAAGUCAAUGAAAAUUUUUUGAUUGAAUUAUCAAAAAACAAUAAUAAAUUAGCCAACAGAGAAGUUAAAGAAUCAUGUAAACUUAUAAGUUUCUCAUCUGAAUUGACAGCUGAUGAUAUUUUAGUAGCAAUUGAUAAAUUAGAUAGCAGACAAUAUCCAAAUUUAUUUAUUUUCAUAAUUCAUGCAGAAAGUAUCCAGUUUAGUAAAAUUAAAAAGCGGAAAAAAGACAGAAGAAACAAAUUAGCCAACUUUUUUAAGGAACUAGUGUUAAAAUUUUCAAAGUCACGUUCAUUAAUUUUACAACUUACAUCUAAAAUUGAAAAGAUUACAAAGUUUUACUAUAAAACAGCAAAUGCCACUCAAUUUUCAACCAUCGAUCAGCAUCAAAAAGAUUUUGAUAAAUUAAGGAACUUUCCAACAUUUUUGUCUUCAUUUUUGGAAAAAAAGAAUCAAAGUUUUGACUAUGAAAUCAUCGAAAAGCUAUCAAAUGUUCAAGAAUUGCCGUUAACUUUAAAGUUCAUUAGAAUUUUUAACUUGAGUGAAAAAUUUUGGUUAAAAAUCAUUUCUGAAGUGUCUAAAAAUGGUUCAAAAGCUCAAUUAUUAGCUGCUUUAGAUGCUUCAUUUAAGGAUGAAGGAAGAAUCCUUACCAUUGAAUCAGAAAGCUAUUUAUCAAGUACAUUCAAUGAAUUUCAAGCCGCAAAUGAGCAACUAUCAGAAAUAAAUCAUUUCCAACAAGAAUCAGAAAAAAUAAAUCUUUCCAGUCAAUCCUUAAUUGAUGGUGAGCCCAUUGACAAUCCAUUUGAAACAUCAAUCCUUCACAAAGCUUUAGAAAAUAAUAACAAAGAAAUUAUCGAAUAUCUUGUAAGUCACUGCACGCACUUGAUUCAACAGCUUCCAUAUAGACAGCAAUUAAAAAUUUCUACAGAAGCAUUUUCGACAAAUAAGCUUGAUAUUCUAUGUGAUCUUGUUGAAAUAUGUGAUUUUCCAUUUCCUGAUAAUUAUAACUUUGAUGACGGAACAGUUGUUGAUGAAAAGCUCAGAAAAAUAACUAAGAACAGAAUUGAAUUUCAACGAGCGAUAAUUUUAGGAGAUUAUGAGCAAAUUGAUGAGUUUUUAGAUAACAACUCGAGCCUUAGAAUUGUGUAUAAUCCAGUCAAUGAUUCAGCCAUGUAUCAUGCAGUAAAAAAAUUGCAAUUCCCAGUUUAUUUUUAUCUUAAAUCAUUUGGAUUUGUAGCAACAGAGUUCAAUUCACUUCAAGACAUUCUUAAUGAAAGUGAAUUAGCAGCAGCAAAAAAAUCUGCUGGACAACAAAGAAAACGGAAUGUUAGUAAUUCACUUUCAGAUGACCAAAAGUCAAUCAACUUACUGUACACAAAAUCAUUUAUUCACAAUAGAAAGAUCAGCAAAGAGCAAGAGAUUGAAUAUCGAAAGAAAAUCAGAAAAUGGUACGAAGACAUCCACAAUGUCAAGUUUGGUGCUGAGGUUCUGAAAGUUGUAGCUUCAUGCGAAGAAUUGAAAGUGAUUUUUGACUUUGAAAGCUUUUCGGUCGAGAAUGCUAGUCUUUCAGGACCUCACUAUUUAGGUUCAACAUAUUCAAAUCGUAAAUGGAUCUUCAUUGGAGCUAAAUUGUCUGAUAAGAAACGUGAGCAGCAAAUUAAAGGAGUUUUAGCUCAUGAACUAUGUCACUUUUCUAUGGGAAUAGCUUUCGAGAAUCAUGAUAAUCCCUAUUACAAGCACAUGACAAAUAAAGCAGAAAUAUUUGAAGCAAUUGUUAAAAUCUUCAAUCAACGGUCACCAAAUGUACCAGACGAUGAAUGUAACGGAACUAUUUUAUCAGUUUUUCAACUUUAUGACAAAGUCGAUUAUCAUAUAGAAUUGGUGGUAAGGAUGCUGCACAUUCUUGUUGAAUACGAUGAUGAUGAAGAGAAAUCGAAGCAUCUACAGGAUAAAUACAAAAUGCUUUAUGUCUUUUGGGAGCUUCACAUCAUUCCAGAGCUUGAAAGCUUUGAUUUAAAAGGUCGUGAAGCUGUUCGGAGGAUUAAUAGAAUUUUUGACAUAUUGCCAAGUAUAAAGGCUGAAAAAUUAAAAUUUACUGCUUCAAAAGACAUUCCGGAAGUAAUUAACAAUCAAUUUGUCAUAGCUACAUCAAAUGUCCCAAAACUUCUAUUGAUCAACAUUUGCAGAAACCUUGAAAGUAAGUAUGGAAAUUUAUUUGACACACAAAACAUCUUUAUUGAUUUAAAAAAGCUUAAAAAUCAAGAAAUGUUGAGGAAUUUAGUUCAAAUAGUGUCCGAACAUCCAAAAUUGAGAACAUUCAUUGACUGUACUAAGGGAGGUUCAGAAAAUAUUAGAAACAUUGAGAUGACAAAAGAAUUGACCAUGAUUUUUGUUGUAUCCAGUGCUACCCAACGAGAUGAGAUUCUUCACAGCAUGAAGAAUAAUCAAAAGAAUGCAACAAAAUUAGAAAUAAAUUACAAAUGGUGUGACUUGACUGAAGAAAGUCAAAAAUAUCUCUUGGAAACGAAAGUAAAUUUUCAAAAUGAUAAGCAAUAUUCACUAAACGACAUACUUGACAGGAGGUCAAAUGUAAACAAUAAUUUUGAAGACAUCAUUGAUUGUCAACUCCUGAAUUUAUUGGUCAAUAAAUCAGACAUUCCAAUUAAUAUGAUUCCAAAAAGCAGUGGAACUGACAUCAACUUUAACUGUCUCUUUCAAACUCGACAAUUCAACGAUAAAUCCUCAACUAAAAUCAUUCAAGAUCGGCUUUUGAAGGAAGUCAAGAACAAGAAAUAUGUCUUAAUAUCAGACAUAGCAGGAAGUGGGAAGAGUUGGAUCAUGAAAAACUUUGCAAAUGUGCUAAGAAAGCAAAAUCCAAAAACAUGGGUUACAUACGUUGACUUGAAGCUAUACAUUGAAGACUUUAGAGCAUCAAAAUGCAAUACAACAUUUUUAGAUUUCUUUACUGAGAAAAUUUUCAAGACAAAAAAUAAAUUCGAGGUCAAAAUAUUUUUAAAUCUUUACAAAAGCGGUAAAGUCAACAUCCUUUUUGAUGGAUUUGAUGAAAUUGCUCCAAACUAUGCUGAUUUUGUCCUGCAAUUAGCUGAAUAUUUUGAAUCAAAUGGAACAAAUCAGCUGUGGAUUGCAACAAGAGAAUAUUUUAAGAUUGAUAUUCUUAAAAAGCUUAAAAUUGAUGCUGUGUACAAGCUAGAUGAGUUUACAAAAGAAAAUGGAAUUAAUUUGGUAGUGUCAAGCUGGAUUCUAAUGGAUUUAAAAGGAACAAAAGAUUUCAAAUCAAGAGAAGAAUUUGAAAAUUAUUCAAAAAAUUUGCCAAAUUAUAAAAUUUACGAACAAAAAGCACGUUUAAUAGUUCAAAAAGUUGCUAUGGAUGAAAAGCAUUCAGUUGGACUGCCUCAAUUAUUCAAAAUGAUCGCAGAAGGGUACCAUGACGACAAAGACACAACAUUUAAUUUACAAGGAUAUAAAAUUUAUGCGAAAUUCGUACAUAACCUCUACAAAAGAUGGUCAGAAAAGAAAGGUCUGCUCAGAAAUGAAGCAAGCAUCAAAAGUAUUGAAUUUGAAGUAAGCUUUUGGCAAUUUCAUCAAUAUUUCGCAGUUAAAAAGCUUUUUCAUGAGUUUGUUAAGGCAUUGUUUCCAAAUUACGAUGGAUCUGAGUGGAUAGUUACAGAAACCAUAGCUUGUGGCUUAAUGAGCAAGCGUGGUAAAACAUUUUAUUUUGUACAUGAAACAUUCCGUGACUUUUUCGCCAGUGACUUGAUUGCUAAAGCUUUAAAGAAGCUGAAUAUUACCGAAAAGUCUACAAUUUCUAAAUUCUUUGGGAAAAAGGAACAGCAUGACUACAUUAUCGAAAUAGUUGUAAUUGUUCUUACAACAAAAGAGUAUGGAACUAUCUUAAUGUUCCUGGAUGACGCAAUUGACGACUAUUCAAAUUUAGAGAAGAUUCAGUCAAGUGUUCAAAAAAGUAUCAAAAAAUUUUAUGAAAUGGAAAAUUUUUGUGAAUUUUUUACGAAGAACCUUAAAAUGUUGACAACAUUUUUGAUUGCAAUCCUUAAAACUGGUGAUUAUGCAGAAGUUAAGAAACUAGUGACUGAAAAUGCCAGAAAAAUUAUUGAAAAUACAGAAGACUCGAAAUCAUUCUUCAAAUUCCAAGAAUUUAUUUUCAUGUUCCUUAAAGUCGAUGACUUUAAGGAUUUAGUCAAGAAUGAAGGAAUCAUUCAAGCAAUAUUGACGUCAAGACUUUCGAUAGAAGCAUUUAAAGAUUUUGUAAUUAAAGCUGAAAGAGUCACUGACCAUAAAUUUAUAAAAGAUACACUAGAGUUAAGUAAUGUGAAGUCAAUGGACGGAAACAUUUUUCAUAAGCUUAGCUGUUCCGUAAAAAUUGAUGGCCAUAAAGUUCAAAUAUUUUUAAAAAUCAUUCAGAAAUUUUUUAAGAUGCCUAAAAUACUUGAACUUGUCAAAAAGUUCAAUGAUCAGGAUCAAAAUAUUUUUAAAGUUUGUGUUAAGGCAAAGAACACAGAAAAUCUCAAGAUUUUAUGGACAGAACUUCAAAAUUUUUUUAUCCUCAACAACACUCCGCAAUAUUUUAAAGAAAUUAUUAAUCAGGAGGACUCGACUGGAUGCAACAUUCUGCACUGGACAGCAAAUUGUGAUCAAAUUGAAUUUCACGAGACUUUAUGGAAUCUUUUGUUGACAACAUUUGAAGAUCGAGAGGAACUGAAGGAUUUUGUUGUCCAUAGAAAUAAAUCAGGUGACAAUUCCUUCCACAAACUUGUCAUGAACCAAAAUAAUUUAGAAAUAAUUGAAUUAACAAUGGACAUCUACAAGAAGAAUUUUAAUGAUGCUCAGCUUCAAGAUAUAUUAAAAUCUGUUGGACAUUUAGAACUAAAUUUACUACAUUCUGCUGCAUAUGAGUCAAAUGUAAUCAGUCAGCAACAAUUUCUUUGGAAAAUCUAUCAAAAUUUUUAUAAAUCUGACCAAGAAUUCCUCAAAACUCUUGAGGAAGUUGACACGUUUGGCAGAAACAUUCUCAACAUUGCUGCCGAAAAUUCAUCAAAUGAAGUUUUUGAAUUCAUAAUGCAAGAAAUAGAAAAAAUAGCACCACUCGAUACAAUCAAGAAUAUGUUAAAAGCACAAAUUUUAGAGUUCAUCAAGCACCUUGAUAAGGAUGGUGAUGACAUUUUAUUUAUUGCUGUUGGAAGCAACACAAGAAAAAUUUUGGAACUAACAUGGAUAGAGAUUAAAAGUAUUGUGGAUCCUGUCGAGCAUGUUGAAUACUUAAAGAUGAAAGCAUAUAAUGGUAAAAAUUUAUUAAAAAAGUCAAUUGACAAUCAGAAGUAUAAGAAGGAAGUCCACGAAUGGGUUCAAAAAUUAAUGCACGAAUAUCUGCCGUAUUUUAAAGAAAUUGUUCGGCAAAAUGAUUUAGAUAUUUUGGAUAUUUUAUAUUGGACGGCUGAUAGUGAUAAAAUUGAGUUUCAUACAACUUUAUGGGAUGUUUUGUUUAAAAAGUUCGAAAAUCGAGAGGAACUAAAGAAUUUUGUGAUCCAAAAAAACAUUUUAGGUGACACUUUUGUCCACAGACUUAUCCACAAUAACAAAAAUGCAAUCAUUAAGUUGACUUUUGAAACUUUUAAAACAAAUUUCGGCAAUGAUCAAUUUCGAGCAAUUCUAGAAGCAAAAGGACGUUUGGGUAUGACAUUACUUCAAACUGCUGUUUAUGAGUCAAAUGUCGUAGGAUUCCAUCAAAUUCUCUGGAGAAUAUUUCGAGAUUAUUACAAUUCUAAAGAGUUUUUAGAGAUUAUCAAAGAAGUGGAUAUGCGUAAAAGAAACAUCUUUAACAUAUCCGCAGCUCAUUCAUCUAUUGGAUUAUUUCAUUUUUAUAUAAGAGAACUGCAAAGAAUUUCACCAAUUGAUGUGAUAAGAGAGAUGCUUAAGAACCUCGAUGAUAACAAUCGAAAUGUAUUACAGUCAGCUGCUAUGAGAAAUGCAUCUUUAGAACUCCACAGCUUUUUAUGGAGAGUUUUGCGACAGUUCUUUGAGCCAUCAGAAAUAAUAUGGUUCAUAAAGCAUGUUGAUAAGUAUGGAAAUAAUAUUUUAUUCCUUGCCGUUAUAGAAAACACGAAAAAAGUUGCACAACUGACAUGGAAGGAAAUUAAAUCUUAUCUGAACAAGACUGAGCAAGUUGAGUAUCUUAAAAUUAAAGGAUGGAAAGGUAAAGAUUUAAUUGAAAGUGCCUUAGACAAUUUUUAUGAAACUAAAAUACACGAAUGGGUUCAAAAUUUAAUGCUUUCUGUAAUUUCACAAGAUGCAAACGUCAAAGAUAAUGAUGUUGAUGAUGAGUAUUUAGAGGAUGAUGAGAGUAGCUACUACUAA